This is a messenger RNA of Fraxinus pennsylvanica, 1512 nucleotides long. NCBI's taxonomy places the organism in Eukaryota, Viridiplantae, Streptophyta, Magnoliopsida, Lamiales, Oleaceae. The record is from the annotation of a GenBank genome assembly.
AUGGCUGAAGAAUGUCAUGAAAGUUCUGCUGCUGCUGCUGCCACCUCCUCCUGUUUGUAUAAUUGGUGGCCAGAUCUCCAUGCAAAUUCUUUAUCUUCUUGGAGUACUACAGAGAAUCCAUGGAACCAACAAAAUAACAGCUCCAAUUCUUCUGGUGAAGAGGAUGUUUCCAUGUUUACGACGUACACAAAUGUUUCUAAUCAGUCUGGUUUCAGUGUCGAGUCGUCGCGCAGACUGGUAGGAAGUGUUUCGACUGAUGAGCUGGUUGGCGAAACGCGUUCUGAUAAUCAAUCCUGGAGCCACGUUGUUUUAAGCAAUGGAGACUUGCAGAAUAGUAAAGAUGUUGGAGAGAAUCUACUAGAUGAAUUUUCUUCGAAAAACUUGCCGGUUAGAAUGUUUGAUCCUCAAUAUGACUACUUGAAGAAAAUGGACAAUGGAUGUGAUAUCAAUAAUUUCCGAUAUUUAAACUGUACCAACAAACAGUUAAACGAGAGCUCGGUUGAAGCUGAAAGGCUAAACAAGUUGUCAAAUUCAGACUGCAAUCAGUGUACAGCAUCCAAUAACCAUCAGUUUGGUUUAUGUUCAUGCAAUACAUCAUUAAGUUUCAUAUUAAAGCAUAGUGGCAACAGUUUGAUGUCGUCUGGAGGAAACAUGGAUAGUAAUUUCAGCUCAAUGUCACGUCGAAAUGGUCAUGAAAUGAAAGUAGAAAAUAUAGGAGGAGGCAGUGGGGCAACAGGGACUGCAUUUCCUAGGUUGUUCAGCAGUACUAAUGAAGGGACUAAAUAUCAAGUGACCUCUAUCAAGAACACAGCCACAGGGGGUGAUCAUGGCAGAUACCACAGUGGAUUAGCUUUACAAGAUACUCAAUGGAAUAAUUCAAAAAAUUUGGAUGAUCUUGUAAGUUUUAGCUGUUAUUCAAACAAGCCAUUGAUCGAUGUCAAUCCAUCUAAAUCCGACCUCGAAACUGUGAAUUUAUCAGAUUCUAAGAAGAGGCUGCAACAAACUUCCUAUCCAUUUCAGUCUCCAAUAGCAACAAGCUCUACAAUAACAAGAAGCAACGUGAGGGCACAAAGAAUUAGAAAUCAUGAAGGAAAGAAGAAAAGAAGUGAAGAGAGUUCAGAAACAAGCACAGUUGUGAAGAAGCCUAUGCUUCAACAUCCAACAGUCUCAUCACCAAAGACACAGGCUCCCAAAGUAAAGUUUACAGACAAAAUCACAGUUCUUCAGCAAAUCGUGUCGCCAUUCGGAAAGACUGACACAGCAUCUGUUUUAUGGGAGACAAUUUGCUAUAUAAGGUUUCUACAAGAACAAAUACAGCUAUUGAGCAGCCCCUACUUGAAGAACAACUCAUGCAAGGAUCCAUGGGGAGGAUUGGAUACGGGAGACAUGGAGGUAGAUCUGAGGAGUCGAGGUCUUUGUUUAGUUCCGGUUUCGUGGACACCUCAAAUAUAUGGCGACAACAAUGGGUCUGACUACUUUACUCCACCGUAUAGAGGAUGUUUGUACAGAUGA